Messenger RNA from Pungitius pungitius (ninespine stickleback), 3270 nucleotides. It is a transcript of the gene cspg5a, whose product is annotated as chondroitin sulfate proteoglycan 5a. Bases 491 to 2230 code for a protein of 579 amino acids. The transcript is spliced from 5 exons. The record is from RefSeq and is a predicted model, not a curated record. Lineage: Eukaryota; Metazoa; Chordata; Actinopteri; Perciformes; Gasterosteidae. Gene Ontology annotation, biological process: nervous system development; cell projection morphogenesis. Gene Ontology annotation, cellular component: synapse.
AAGAUCAGAAGGCUUCCGCGCGCGCUGCUCUCCGUCGUGCGUUUUGGUUUCCCUCCGAAGUGCCCAAAGCAACCGAGCCCGACGAAGCCGAACCGAAGCGCCCUCCGCCAUCACCACCACCGCCCGCCUCCCCUCACCCUCAGCCUCGCCCCCACCCUCGCGUCGCCGUUCCUUGGCUAUGGAGCCGUAACCCGAACAUCAGCGCGCUUUAAGUGAGCCGCGUGCGUGCGUGAGACCGAGCGGCGAUGGAGGAGCAGCGCGGCGCGCGCGGAGUCUAGACGGACGACCCAACGCACCUCCGGAUUACCUUUUUUUUCACACCAAAUUGUUUUCUCUCUCUUUCUUCAGAACUCUUAAUAUCACUAUUAGAGCAGGAAUCCCCUCCCCCCCCCCUCGCGCCGCCACCGCCGCCCCCCCCCCCUUUCUCUUUUUUUUUUUUUUUACUUCUUUCCACAUCGCCAUCAUAUCGCAGUAUCGUUGCGCGGCGAGGAUGCAGGGGAAGGAGGCGAGCUUUUGCGCAGGAUGCUGGAGACUAACGCUGCUGUCGUGCGUCCUGGCGCUGCACCUGGUCCCGCUGUCGGUCCACGGAAACGUCGUGGGCUCCAACGCCACCGAGCCGGACCACGUGGCCAACAUGACCUCCCAUCUCACUGAGGAGGAGGAGGGGGGGCCUCUCAAGGGCAACGAGGCUGUCGCCACGGUGACGGCGGCGAGCAGCUCGGCCGGCCCCGCCACCGCGACCCCGAAGGCGGGCCGGGUCGCCCGCGCCGGCGAGGAGGACGAGCAGAGCAGCGGCAUGUUCGGCGAAGCGGCGGUUCCCGCGCCGGGGGAGGAGGAGGAGGAGGAGGAGGGGGGGGUCGACGUCGCCGCUCCGCCGCAGCUGAGCCCCGACUCGGCCGAGACGGAGCACCUGUUGCCGAGCAACCCGCGGCCACAGGACGUCACGGGGAGCGAGGAGGAGGAGGGAGGAGAGCGUCUGCCGCAAACCGACCCACCUUGGAUCCACGGCAAGGACACGGCCGUGUUCGACAUGGACCGCCUCUUCACCACCACCUCCACCUCCACCACCUCCACCACCACCACCACCACCACCACCACCACCACCGCUCCGCCCUUAGCCCCCACCAACCCCGCCGGCCCCGACGUCCUCCACGUCGACUUCUUCGACCCCUCGUCUCGCGGGCGCGGCCACGAGCUGCUGGCGCCGCCCUCUCCCUCAUCGCUGGCCCACGAGCUGCAGGGAGGCGACACGACCUCCUGGGCGAUGCCCGACAACUACGACUACCUCACGCCCUACGAGGACGGCGCGUCCCCGACGGCCGACGAGUACGCCUACAGCACCACGCCCGACGCCUACGAGGGCGACGUCCCGGGGCCUGGCUCCUUCGCGCCGGGGGCGGCGCUCCCCGGCGCCGGAGCUGCGGCCCCGAACGCGGGCUCGGACGGGAUGGGCGGAUGCCGCGCCGGUUUCCAGAUGGUGAACGGAAGCUGCCGCUCGCCCUGCGACGUGCCGCCCAACUACUGCUUCAACGGGGGCCAGUGCUACCUGCUGGAGGGCAUGGGGGUCUUCUGCAGGUAUGACGUACACAGCAUGUACUGCACACGGGACGAGAUCUCCUCUGGAAUGGCGUUUGCGUCUCCACUCUCCUCCUUCCUAUCUCUCCAUCAUGUUCCCUCGUCUCGCCCCCCACCCCCCCCCCCCCUGCUCACCGUCGUCCUUUCGUCCUUACCUUCAAACUCUGUUUACCCCUCACAUCGUACCCGUGUCCUUCUCCACCUUUCACCCAUCUGCCUCCACCAUCACCCCCCCCCCCCCCCCCCCACUCCGCUCCAUCCUCCGACACCCAGCAGUAAGUACCGGCCUUCAUCGGAGCAGCACAAUGAUAAUUUCUCGCUGUCCACCAUCGCUGAGGGCUCCCACCCAAAUGUAAGGAAACUGUGCGACACCCCUCCUAACGUCCCUCAUGCCCGUGCAUUGGCUUACUAUGAUAACAUUAUCUGUCAGAAAACCAUGAGCAGAUACACCUGGGAGUGUAAGACCAAAGAGGAGUCCGACUGCGAGGACGAUCCUAAUUCCCAGAACAAGCUGGAGGACCCGGUGAAGGCUCCGCCCAAGGAGGACGACUCCCUCAACAUCCACAACUCUCUGACCCCCAAACACGAGAACCACAAGGUCCUGGGCGAGGAGAACUCCUCGGAGGUAAACUCACUGCAGAACAACAUGAUGUGAACAACAAAACAAGCCCAGCAACCCGACCGCACAACACUGAAAACGACAAAAGGUGCGCCGGCAACGGGAGCCCCCCCCCCCCAACCCCCCCAACCCCCAACAACCCCCCCCCCCCCCCCUCCUCCCCUCGGCUCCCCGUCCAACGGGUCAACCGACCGACCAACCAACCAACCAGCCUGCCAACCAACGUACCAGCACACCGACCCUGGUCGACAACCGUCUCCAACGCGGCCAAACUGCCACCAAGCGGCCCAGGCUGCUGCAAAAAAACAACAACACCGUGCACCACCACCAACACCACCGACACCACCACCACCAACAACACCACCGACACCACCAACCCCAUCCAACACCACCAACUGCUGCCGCCGAUAGCGCCCCUGCUGAGAGUAAACCCCCCCCCCCCCCUGCCAUCAAACCUCACCCCGCCGUCGCCGCCUCGCAACCCCCUCUUAGAUACACUCACGCCCCCCCCCGUUUCACGGGCCCGCCCCCCCCCCCCAUCCCCUUGUUGCUGUCACUUUAUUCUCCCUAAUCUGUCCUACCUGCGCACACACUCGCACACGUACACACAAACGCACAUAAGAAGCACACACACACAUACAGUGAAAAGAUCAAAACAAAGACACGCGUAUGUAUGUACACACACACACACACACACACACACACACACACACACACACACCUUCCCCUGCCUGCAUUGGUGUAUUUUGUAAAAAGAAAUCAUACAGAAGUUUAAAACGUACGUAAAACGUCCUUGUAAAAAAAAAAAAAAAAAAAAAGGUUAAAAAGUACUGAGAGAUUUUGAUGUUUGUCUGACUAAUCCAGUGAGUAUGUAUAAAUAUUGGAGAAAAAAAAAAUAUCCUUGGAUUGAUUUCAAAAGAAGCAACACAAUGUGUCUUGGUUUUCAUUGAUGUGAUUUCUAAUCCUUUGAUGUAUUUGGGUUUUUUUGUCGUUUUUUUUGUACUUUUUUGGGGACUUUGAACAGAAUAAAUAAAACGCGAUUCAGACAGUUGUUGAAAUAAACCUUUUUAACACGA